This is a messenger RNA of Lachancea dasiensis, 255 nucleotides long. Lineage: Eukaryota; Fungi; Ascomycota; Saccharomycetes; Saccharomycetales; Saccharomycetaceae. The record is from the annotation of a GenBank genome assembly.
AUGAGUGCCACGGGUGCUAUUAAAUCUCAAAAACUGAGCCAUGGCACCUUCAUCUAUAGACCUACGGAUGACGAGCUCAGCACUGGCUCUCUGUGGGAAAAGUUAUCCAAUUUCGGAGAAAACCUAUAUUGGAUGUACUACAUACACUUGCCUUACUAUUUGAUGACCUCAGGAGACGCGUUCUGCUUGCAUUCCUUCUUUCUGGCGAUGUUCACGCUGGGCGUAUUUGGACUUAUUAAAUAUUUGUUUCUGUGA